This is a messenger RNA of Adineta steineri, 2907 nucleotides long. The record is from the annotation of a GenBank genome assembly. NCBI's taxonomy places the organism in Eukaryota, Metazoa, Rotifera, Eurotatoria, Adinetida, Adinetidae.
AUGUUAGUAUUCUUAAUUUCAUUUCAUUUUCUUCAAGAUAUCAAUUUGGUCAGUUUGGAUGGUCAAACAGUACUUCAUAUCGCAGCUCGCUCGAUGAAUUCCAAGCAUCCUGAACAUCCUUCUUCAAUUAUGGAAUAUUUACUAAAUUAUCCGAAAACCAUGAUAAAUAUUCAAGACAGCCAUGGAAGAACACCGUUACAUUUUGCUGUCAUCUACAAUUGUAUAAGAAAUGCCAAGUAUCUGAUAGAAUAUGGCGCCAAUCUUGAUAUUCCCGAUAUUUAUGGUGCCAUUCCGCUUCAUUAUGCUUGUCGAUGCCUCGACAACAAUAAUGUGAUUGAUUUGUUCUUGAAUUAUUCACAAUUAUUUAAUCGUGAAACACAUGAUAAGAAGAAGCCUAUUGACAUUAUGAUCGAAUAUAAUGAUCCCGAUGUUAUCAAACAUUUUUUUGACCUCAGACCAGAAAAUAAAGUCUUGUCCAUGCUGAAACAACAAUACGAUGAAGCAAUCAAUUACGAUCCCAGUAGACUCUCUUUAGCUUGCCGCCAAUUGCAUGGUCUUAAAACAAUUUCUCAUCUGAUCAAUCCGCAUAGUAUCAUGUAUUGCGACAAACAGACGGGUUUGAGUCCAUUAAUGGUUGCUGUUCAGUAUCGCCAACUCAAAUGUGUCAACGAACUUCUGAACAACAAAUAUUUUACACAAGAAGCAUUUGAUUUAGCGAGUGAUGUCUCAUUUUGUACAGUAUUACAUGUUUGUACAAAAGUUUAUCAUAAAGAGAUCACUAAAGCACUAUUUAAUUCUCGUUUCAUGUCCAAUACAUUAGCUACCACUGCUGAUGUGUUGGGUAAUACACCUCUACAUACUUGUGCUCAAGUUGGUAAUGUAUACAUGACUCAAGUACUAUUAGGCUAUAUUAGCGGUCAUAAUUCGUCUUCAUAUUCACCAAAGUUUUUCAAAAUGAGCAACCACAAUGCUGAUAAGCGAAUGCAGCCAGAAUCAACAAUUCGUCAUGCUCAUGUAUUGCUGACAAAAAAGAAUAAAGAAAAACUAACACCUCUUCAUGUGGCUACUCAAGCUGGACAGUUGGAUGUCAUCAAUGAAAUGCUCAAAUAUGCUGAUGCAUCGAUGAUUAAUAUGUGUGAUGACCAACAACGUACAAGUUUGCAUAUGGCUGCUGCAAAAGGUCAUGUUGGUAUUGUCGAUAUACUUCUUGAUCAUCGAGCUGAUUCACAUGUUUCCGAUAUAAAUGAAUGGACACCAUUACAUCAUGCAACACGAUGUAGUCAAAAUGAUGAAGACAACAAAGAACGACCUCAAUGUAUUACCAGUCUCAUUACACGUGGUAUAAUCAAUAUCAAUGCUUUAACUAUUCGACGAGAGACACCAUUACAUAUUGCAUGUGAAUAUGGAUCGAGCAAACUUGUUAAGCAAUUGAUUGAAUUCGAUUGUGAUCUAUUUGCAACGAAUGUUGAUGGUCACAAUUGUCUCGAAGUAGCAAUUGAGGCAAACAACGAAGAAGUUGUUCGAUAUUUGAUUGAAAAUGACAAUUGUUUCGAUUUAAUGCGUAAUUCACAAAUACGAGAGAGAACACAUCCCUUCUGUUCUCUACUUCCUCGCCAAUGUGAAAUAGAUACACCGAUGCGAAAAUUGAUUCGUAAAAUGCCUUCAAUGGCUUUACUAGUGCUGGAUAAAUGUUCAAUGAUAGUGUAUACUAAAGGAAUGGCUGUACAUAAGAAUAUUUUUGUAUAUGAAUUUCUCGAUGAUCAAUUCACUGUUAACAAAUGGAAUAGAGAUUCAUCAGAAGAUGAAAAACAUGGUACAUUGUAUACUUCCAAUACGGUCGAUCUCGUUAUGAAACAUCCAUUAUUUUUAAUGGCUCAGUAUGAAGCCCAUGAUCUUAUGUCACAUCCACUCAGUAAUUAUCUUGUGAAGUUAAAAUUUCAAAAAUUCGGUAUUUUUCUCUAUAUUAUGAUUCUCUCACUAUAUAUUACUUAUCUCGGAUUAUUUACAACGAUCGUAUUACGUACGCAUCAUCCAGCAACUUAUUAUAAUCUUACAAAUAUUGAUUUCGAUGAUUCUUUAUGUUAUAAUGUUUCGCAAGUACUUCUGACAUCAUCUACUCAUGGCGGUAUAAAAACAACGAUGGACUAUUUUUUGAAAUAUGUAAUGUACAUGGCUAUUUGGUCACUUGUCUUUAAAAAUAUGUUUACUAUCAUUGAAAUUGUACAAAUUGAUUUCUUCAAAACAUUAAGAUAUUGGUUAGAAACUCUUGCAGUUUUAAUGAGUUUUAUCUUCGUGCAUGAUCGAAACUAUCAGAUGAAUCUCACUUUACGCUGUCCACUUCAAUGGGAAUUUGGAGCAUUUGCUUUACUUCUUAGUUGGUUAACUUUACUCGGCUACAUUCAGUUUAUACCAAUGUUAGGCCUUGGAUUUGCAUCCACAUUUUAUAUGAUUUUUCAAAACUUUGAACCAUUUCAAAAUAAAAGUUACUCUUACAUCAAAACAGCACUAAUGAUAUCUGGAGAAUUAGGCUUUGAUGAACGUAUGUUUGAUGCAGACACGAAAGCCUAUUAUAAGGUGGCUUUUAUAGUUUAUCUUCUGUUUCUUCUCAUUAUGACAGUAUUCGUAACAAAUCUCCUUAUUGGGUUGGCCGUUGGUGAAAUUCCAACACUAAUGAAGCAAGCAACCGAAAAUCUCACGAGAUUAUUUUAUGAACUUGUUGUUAUAUGUGAAAUUUUUCGUUAUCGAUUAAUUUGGAUUCUUCGUCGCAGUAAUGUGAAUGAUGCCAUUGCAUAUAGUUAUCAAGAUUUGGAUAAAAAUAAUUGGCAUCAACGAAUGAUGCAACGAUUCAUGAAGCGACGCGCUGAUGAUAAUAAUAAUGAAGAUUCGGAUGGGUGUGAGUGUGAGUGA